This is a messenger RNA of Neoarius graeffei (lesser salmon catfish), 1299 nucleotides long. RefSeq names its product chloride intracellular channel 5b (gene clic5b). The record is from RefSeq and is a predicted model, not a curated record. The transcript has 6 exons. The coding region runs from base 1 to 1299 and encodes 432 amino acids. NCBI's taxonomy places the organism in Eukaryota, Metazoa, Chordata, Actinopteri, Siluriformes, Ariidae.
AUGGCAGAGGAGAAUAUAUAUGAAAAAGUAGAUGAGGAGAACGUAUACGAAAAGCCUUUUGAUGAGAUGAAGGCUGAUAAGGAGGAACCAAAAUAUGAGAACCAGAGCAUGUUUUCCAACAACGCGUCAGUGUCAGUGACAGACGCAAUUUACAGUGAGAUCGAUGUUAAAGGCAAGGCAGGAAGAAGUUUGUCUCCAGAGUAUAUGAACACGAAUGACGCCACAGAGGAGGAGGCAAAGGAAAGCCCAAGUGAAGUCCAGAAUGGUGUCGGUUUGUAUGAGGUUCCAUCAGGAGAGCAUGAAGAAGAAGAAGAAGAAGAAGAGGUGUCAUCCAGACACUCAUCCACGUCUUCCUCUGAGCAUGAUGGAGAGCUGUGUGAUGAAGAUCAGCUGCACGAACCCACGUAUGAAGACAACGCUGAGGAUGGGAUGAUGAUGGCAUAUUCACUGCCCAUGGGCAAAGACGGAGAAAUGGAGGAGGAAGUCAUGGACUACAGUCUCAAACCAGUGCAAAACAAUAAUGUUGAAGAAGAAGACGAAGAAGAAGAAGAAGACCAACAAGAGAAACUUAGAGAUCCCAGUCAGCCUGAAAUCUCACUCUUUGUCAAGGCUGGGAGUGAUGGGGAGAGCAUCGGGAAUUGCCCCUUCUCUCAACGCCUCUUCAUGAUCCUCUGGCUCAAAGGGGUUGUCUUCAACGUCACCACUGUGGACCUGAAGAGGAAACCAGCUGAUCUGCACAAUCUGGCUCCGGGCACACACCCUCCUUUUCUCACAUACAACGGUGAGGUCAAGACAGACAUCAACAAAAUUGAGGAGUUUUUAGAAGAAGUGUUAGCACCACCAAAAUACCCAAAGCUGGCAGCCAAGCACAGGGAGUCCAACACAGCAGGGAUUGACAUAUUUGCAAAGUUCUCAGCUUACAUCAAAAACCCAAGGCCAGAAGCCAAUGGAGGGCUGGAGAAAAACUUGACAAAGGCCAUAAAGAAGCUGGACGACUACCUGAACAGCCCUCUGCCUGAUGAGAUAGACGCAGACAGCAUGGAGGAAGAGAAAAGCUCGAAUCGCAAAUUCCUGGAUGGCAACGAAUUCACUCUGGCAGACUGCAACCUCCUGCCAAAACUCCACAUAGUCAAGAUUGUUGCCAAGAAGUAUCGCAACUACGACAUUCCUACUGAUUUGACAGGAGUGUGGCGCUACCUGAACAGCGCCUACGUUCGAGACGAGUUCAUCAACACCUGUCCUGCAGAAAAAGAGAUUGAAAUGGCCUACCUGGAUGUAGCCAAAAAGCUGGUCAAAUAA